Dicentrarchus labrax (European seabass) is the source of this 8672-nucleotide messenger RNA. RefSeq lists its product as uncharacterized. Gene Ontology annotation, molecular function: nucleic acid binding; zinc ion binding. The record is from RefSeq and is a predicted model, not a curated record. The coding region runs from base 2276 to 4024 and encodes 582 amino acids. Lineage: Eukaryota; Metazoa; Chordata; Actinopteri; Moronidae. The transcript is spliced from 2 exons.
GACAUUGUAGUUCUACAGUGCCACCUUGUGGUCUGUUCUGCUUUUAUUUUGAAGAGCGCCGUUUUCUUCUUCUGAUGUUUUUGUGAUGAUAAACUUCCUGCUACUCUCUCUUCACAAUGUGGCGCUCACGCAUCGUCGGAGGAACAGUAAGAACUUGUAAACACAUUAGUUAUUUAUCAUGUUCAUCCAUUUGAAUCCUGCAAGGAAAGAGUUUGCAUUGUGAUUUACUUUAUUAUUUUUGUAUUGUUCGUACCUGUUAUUUCUCAGAGCUCUGAACUGUGAGGGUGUGUCGAGCUAGCUGAUGGUGGAAACUCUUUAAUAAGUGUGUAUUAUUAUCAGAUGGGAUUUUGUUUAAGGAAAAAGAGAAUGUCAUUACUUCAUUUGUUCAUGAGUUAAUUGCACAUGUCAUCAGGAUAAAAGCAAUAUAUUCUUUCUGUGAACAAUUAUAAUAUAUUGUAUUUCAUUUAAAAGAAGCAUAUGAUACAUUUGUCAUAAUAGCUUAAAAACAAUUUUUUUUCAUAUUUCAUAUUGGUUAUUAGUUGGUUAAAAUUAUUUGUAUUGGGUGUAAACAUGAUUUAUAUGUGAACAUGAUUUAUGUGCGAAUUAUUUGUGAAACUCCAGAGAAGCAUUUUGUAUUUCUUCAGUUUUAUUCUGUAGUUUUUACGGUGUUCAUGAUGCUUAUGGUGCAUGGUGCUCGUUGAGAGGAAGAAAUAAAUCGACACCCGUUUGGAACUCUCUGCGUCUUGAUCAAUAAAUCCAAGGGGCCGCUACAGUGAAAACUCAUCGCUGCACCAGCCCUGCCAUCCCCUGGUGAGAAGCUGACACCAUCACAUCCGAGGUCCAACUACCAACCUGAAACCAGCCAGUUUACUUUGCUUGCAUCCAGCUUCUGCACCCAGGCAAGACUUAAAAUGGACGGCAUGCUUAAGGUACAACUACAGAUGCAAAAAGAGACACUGGAUGCCAAGGAGCAAAAAGGCUGAAAAAGGACAAUUUCUACACACGCGAGCUUACAGCAUAACUGAAGUGACUUAAAUAAUAACAUGGUAUUGUAAGGUCAAAAUAAUUUGCGAGCUAAUUCUCAGUUCCUAACACUUCUAAAAAUGGUGACUACUUCAAGAAAACUGGCCCAUGUGCUUGUGUCAUGUCUAUUUAUGAAAAUGUUUGAAGGGUGAAGUGCUUUAGCUAUUGAUGCUUGCAGCGCUUAUUUCUGACAAUUUGUUGUUACUGUUUUAUGCUAAAAAUCCUUUUGGGUGUCCAUAAUCUGUUAAUGCUUGACAUAAAUAUUACUCUGUGGUAAAAGAUAACUACAGUUUACAAGUGUAAAUUGAGGCAUAGGACAAUAGGACAAUUACACUCGACUUAAAGCAGCAGCACAAACAAACAAGAUGUCACUCCCGACAGAGAAGACAGACAAUCCUUAAGACACACCAUUCAGGUCCAGCUCACGUGAAAGAAAGCAAACAGAGAAAGGCCAAGAGAUGCAUGACCAAGACACCAAAAAACGUGAGAAAGCCUUUAACAAGACCUAUGACUCUUGGAAGCUGGUAGCAAGGGAGACUUGGACAAAACUAAAAACCCUCUGUUCAUCAGAAGACCUUAAUGAAUUACAGCAAGACAUUCAAGCAAAGCAUGAUAACGUAGGCCAGCAGUAUGAACCUAUCCUAUGUAGCAGUAUGAACCUAUCCUAUGUAACAGUAACACCACACCAGAGAUUGCAAAAAAAAUGGAUGCCUGUGUUACGCUAACAAAAGAAAUUUGUGACCUCAUAAGUAACCGUCUAGAGACAAUGAAUCAAGAUUAUAAUGACCAACUUUAGAAGGAAAGGGUAAGAGAAACAUUAAACAAAGAUGAAUAUGGGUCUGUCUUUGGCCACACCAAAACUGAAAUGGUAAGCUCAGCAGAGUCACCGGAGAGAUUGAGCAACCACUCCAGCUCAGCCAGUUCCCACAGCAGUAGAGUAGAUGCAAAAGCAGAGCUUGCGGCUAAGCUGGAACAAUCAAAAGCCAUGAAAGAAAUCCAAGCACAGCAAGCACAUCUUCACAAGUUAGAGAGUGAAUGGAAACAAAAUAGAAUAAAAUAGGCAAAAAUGUUGUCAGAAAUUAACCAAAAAGAGGUGGAAAUGCAACAACAGUUGGAACAAGAGAGAGCAAAAUUGCAGCAGUUACAAGCAGCAAAAGACGUUGCUAUAGCAGCAGCUCGUGUGAGAGUAUAGGACGAUUUUGAGAACCAUGAUGAGAAGAUUAAUGACAAAACUAACUCUGCUUGCUACAGAAUGGAAACUCUGACAAGGACCCAGGAGUCUGUCAGUCUAGCCCAAGCAAUCGCCAGCUCAUUAAGCAUGAACCGCUUGCCGGUCCCUGAACCAACCACGUUCAGUGGUGACCCUUUACGGUUUACUGAUUGGAAGAUGUCAUUCAUAGCUCUUAUUGACAGAAAAACCCUCCCACCAAGUGAGAAGAUUUUUUAUCUCAAAAAUUAUCUUGCUGGAGAGGCACGCAAAGCUGUAGAAGGUUUCUUUUAUCGAGAUUCAGAGAACGCAUACAAUGGAGCAUGGGAAGUCUUACAGUACAGAUAUGGGAACCCGUUCAUCAUACAAAAGGCUUUCCAAGAUAAGCUCUUGAGAUGGCCAAAGAUCAACACAAACGACCCACUAGCACUACAAGAGUUCACUGACUUCCUCCAAGGCUGCACUGAGGCGAUCCCACACGUCAAGGGACUAGCUAUCCUUAACGAUUGUGAGGAAAACCACAAGUUGUUCAAAAAACUACCAGAAUGGAUCGUACGCAAGUGGAGUCGAAUUGUUGUAGAGGAACUUGACACAUCUGGAAGCUAUCCAGAUCUUGCAUGCUUCACAAAGUUCCUGAGCAAAGAGGCACGGAUAGCUUGUAACCCUAUUGCUUCUCCAUUGUUGAUAAAUUUCAAGGCCACAGAUGAAAGAUCACCAAAGAGAGCCAAAGUUCUCAACACAAAUACACAAACAAAGAGUUUCGCUCAGGAGAAACAAGAAACAAACGGCAGUAAACCAAAAUCACCUUGCUCCGGCUGUAAAAGUGAAGCUCAUAACAUCACCAAGUGUCCCACCUUCGCAGCAAAGAGUGGUGAAGACAAAAAGGCAUUCAUCCAUGAAAAUCGACUCUGCUUUGGGUGCCUGAGAAAGGGUCACAUAACCAAAGAUUGUAAGAGGCGACACACAUGCAACAUAAGCAGCCGUCGUCACCGAACCUGCUUGCACGAAGACAGAAAACAAAGACCUGUGGAAGCAACAACGAAUAGCUCCACUUCCACAGGAAAACAUGCAAGCUUGGAAACACACAAGGUCGUAUCCCAUACAUCAACACAACAUGCUUCUGCUACCUCAAGUAUCGUCCCAGUCCUUGUGUCUUCAAUACAAGAGCCACACAGAGAAGUACUUACAUAUGCAAUACUGGACACACAGAGUGACUCAACGUUGGUCUUAGAAGAUGUACUCGACAAACUGAAUGUUGAUGCCCAACCAGUAAAACUGAAACAUAGUGUGACGGCUAUUGACACAAUCAUAUCUAGCAAGAACGUCCAUGGUCUACAAGUUCGAGGACUGCACUCUAAGAACCACAUCCAAGUACAGCAGGCCUACAGCCGUGACUUUAUCCCAGUGGACAAGUCUUACCUCCCAACGAAGGAAACAGCAUUACUGUGGCCUCAUCUCAGACACUUGGUAGAUAACCUACCACCCCUUCAAGACUGUGAUGUAGGGCUCCUGGUUGGAUAUGACUGUCCAUCAGCACUAGCUCCUCUUGAGGUUAUCAUUGGUGACAAAAAUCAACCGUUUGCACAGAGACCAGAACUAGGAUGGGGUAUCAUAGGCUCAUCAAACCCCCACCUAGACAGACAAGGAAGUCAGAGCUUUGUGCAUCGGCUCACAGUAAAAGAAUUGCCAAUUCAAUCGGGGACAGAUGUUCUAAAAGCCCUAGAAUCAGACUUCACCGAGACCCAACCUACCAAACAACAAGAGGCUAGCCACAGUUCGCCUGCAGUGUCUUAAGAAGAAAUUAAAGCCCAAUAAACAAUAUUAUGAUCAAUACAAAACUCAUGGAAGAAACAAUUAACAAGGGUGAUGCAGAGCCUGCCCCUACAACAUCUGAGGGAGAGACGGAGUGGUACCUUCCGCAUCACCGGCAUCUAUCACCCCAGAAAAUCAGACAAGCUGAGAGUCGUAUUCGAUUGUUCGGCCAAAUUCCAUGGUGUUUCUCUAAACGACACUCUACUAACUGGGCCUGAUCUUAUCAAUCCUCUGGUAGGAGGCCGUAGCGAUCAUCUGUGAUAUCGCAAUAAUGUUUUAUCAGUUCUCCGUCACUCGUGAAUCCCAGAAUUAUCUGAAAUUCCUCUGGUGGAAAGGUGGAGAUUUGGAGAAGGAACCACAGGAAUGCAGGAUGAUGAGUUCAUCUCUUCGGAGCCGCCUCGUCUCCCGGAUGUGCCAAUUUUGGCUUAAAACAUCUGGCACGGCAACACAAAGCUACCUAUCCACUUGCAUCAACAUUUGUGGAGAAAAACUUUUAUGUUGAUGACGGGCUAGUCAGCGUCCCAUCGGUCGAGGAAGCCAAGUAACUGAUCACUGAGUCACAGGAGUUGUGCAAAACAGGAGGCCUACGCCUUCAUAAAUUCAACUCAAAUGAGGAAGCAGCCCUCGCCUGCUUAGAUCCCUCAGAAAGAGCAGCAACCAUCGAACCUCUAGGACUGGAUCCAACCCUAUCAGAGCGUGCACUCUGCAUUCAAUGGUCGAUUUAAACUGACACUUUCAGCUUUAACAUCAGCUUGAAAGAUCAGCCUUCAACCCGGCGUGGUUGCCUGUCUGUCAUUGCCUCUCUUUAUGACCCACUUGGAUUCAUCGCUCCAUUCAGUCUAACUGGAAAGCGUAUACUUCAUGAGCUGUGUCACAGAGGCAUCGGAUGGGAUGAUCAACUCCCAGAAGAAAUGAGGCCACGGUGGGAGGAGUGGAUAAAUGGUCUUCACAAGUUAAAAGAGGUUUCAAUUCCGAGAUGUUACCACCCAUAUGACUUCCAUAACAUUGUCAGAGUAGAGUUGCACCAUUUUUCGGAUGCCGGAUGCGUGGGAUACAGUGCAUGUUCUUACCUCAGGUACAAAAAUGACAAGGAUGAAGUCCAUUGCAGUCUCGUGUUGGCAAAAGCAAGGGUUGCACCCUCAAAGGUCACAAGUAUCCCGAGACUAGAACUCGCGGCAGCUGUGGUUUCUACAAAAGUCAGUGUCAUGUUAAAAGGUGAACUUGACAUAAAGAUGGAUGAAGAGGUUUUCUGGACAGAUUCACAAGUUGUGCUUGGGUACAUUAACAAUGAUGCCCGUAGGUUCCACAUAUUUGUUGUGAACCGUGUUCAGCUGAUAAGGGAUAACAGUGAUCCCAGUCAGUGGCACUAUGUGGACACCGCAGAAAACCCGGCUGAUCACGCAUCCUGAGGUCUUCGUGCUUCAGACAUUCAUUCAACAAACUGGCUGCGAGGACCGAAGUUACUCUAGGAGCGUGAAUUACAUCUUACACCCAGAGCUCCAUCAGAAUUACUCGUUGGUGAUCCUGAAGUCAGGACAAUUCACGUGCUUGCAACGGAAGUCAAAAACUGCAAUGACAUCCUUGCAAUGACAGCUUGAUUUUCACAUGUCUGUACUCUAGAGCUGUUCAUAUCAAAAUGCUCAAAGAUUUGUCAACAGACUCAUUCAUCAACUCAUUGAGAUGCUUCAUCAGCCUGAGAGGAGCUGUUCAACAACUACUCUGUGACCAAGGCUCUAAUUUUGUUGGUGCCAGAAAUGAGCUCAAGGAAGCACUUAAACAAUGUGACACUAAGCUACUGGAAAUCUUCCUGACUCAGAAGCAGUGCGAAUUUGUCUUCAAUGCUCCCUCUGACAGUCACGCAGGUGGUGUCUGGGAACGCCAGAUCAGAACUGUUAGAAAUGUGCUGAAUGCCACCUUUGCACAGUGCCCAGGUCGACUUGAUGACGCCUCCCUCAGAACACUGCUAUAUAAGGCCAUGGCUAUUGUUAACAGCCGCCCAUUAACACUGGAUGGAAUCAAUGAUCCUCAGGCACUGGAGCCUAUAACACCGAAUCACCUCAUUAUGAUGAAAUCUAAAGUUGCUCUUCCUCCCCCUGGAGUAUUUCUCAAAGAGGACCUGUAUGCGAUAAAGAGGUGGAGAAGAGUUCAGUAUCUUAUCGAACAGUUUUGGUGCCGCUGGAAAAAAGAAGUAUCUGUUGAACAUAUCCAUGAGACAGAAAUGGCACUUACCUCAGCGCAACCUCAAAGUGAAUGAUAUUGUCAUUAUUAAAGAAGAAAUCAGUGGCAACUUGGACAAGUGAUUGAGACUGUUCAAAGUAGCGAUAGCUUAGUUCGUCGAGUUAAAGUGAAAGUUGGGGAGAGGAAACCUCAUAAAAAACAAGAUCUUCCCUCCAAGCCCUCAGUUAUUGAGAGACCAAUCAAAAAAUUGGUGCUCCUUCUUGAGAACUGAUUAGAAGAAAGCGAUUGACAACACUACACACUGCUUUAUUAUCCAUGAUGCUAUAUAGUUACACCUCUGAUAGCUUAACUUGAGGCUAUUCAUUUCAUACAGUCAAGAAAUCCUGUACAAUUCAUUUACUUCAUUCAUUUGUGUAUUUGUUCAUUCAUUGUACUAGGAUUUGGUGGGAGUGUAAAUGUCUGAUAAAUCGCAUUAAUAUUCUCCUACACAGUAUUAUUUUUAUGCGUUAACAAGACAUUGUAGUUCUACAGUGCCACCUUGUGGUCUGUUCUGCUUUUAUUUUAAAGAGCGCCGUUUUCUUUUUUUGAUGUUUUUGUGAUGAUAAACUUCCUGCUACUCUCUCUUCACAAUGUGGCGCUCACGCAUCGUCGGAGGAACAAGAGACUAGCCCGCAUUGAGGAGAUAGACAGCGCUGAACAGAGACGGGGUGGGGCCACACGGCGCUCAUUGAACCCUGGGAAGGAAGGACCGAGAGAGGAGGAGAGGAGAGGCCGCUCGCCUGGUCACGUUGCCCGGGCGCGGAGCAGCGUCAGCGGCGACGCUCUGCGGAGGAAACGGCGCCCUCUUCAAAGAAAGACACAGCACACGGGUUGGAGGGUAGCAGACAGACAUGUACUGCAGCCGGGCAAGGGUGAGGGGGUGGGGGUUCACAGAGGUGGUUACACGGCCUGUCACAGAGGACACCACGAUAAUGCAAAAUAAUGCAAAUAAAGCAACAAAUAAUACAUAAACUCUCUCUCUAUCUCAGACACACACACACACACACACACACAACACACACACACACAGUGACAUAGGCUACAUGAAUGGAUAUUCAUAAUAUAAUGGGAUUUGGACUGUAUAGAUGACAAAUGAGCUUCCCAGUGAUCUGUUUAGCUGUGUUUACAACAAUUAGUGAUAUAAAUGAACCUAUAAUGGUGUUGUACAAUCUGAAUUCAAGUUGUAGUAGCAUUAGUUUUUAAACACACUUUAAUACAAAAAAACAAUAAGAAAUGUUCCUACAGAUACAUGUGGGCAGAAAUUUGUAUCUUUUAUAUUCAAACUGGUAUCAGGACACAUGGGUAAAUAUGAUGGGUUCACAGUGUACAUCUAUGUUUUGGAUGUGAGGCAGAUUACACUCAGGCCCCAUCUAUCACAGGGUAAAACAAUCAGACACACAUUUACACUUACAUAGGUGUGUGCUGCAGAAGUUUACAAUUUAUCCAACCUGCAUGUCAUUGGACUGUGGGAGGAAACAGCAGCACCUGGAGGAAACCCGCUGACACAGCCAGGAGACUGCACACAGUACAAACCUGAAACCAGGAGCUUCAUUCUGUGUGGAUGCAUGAAGGCGUCAUUGUGCAUUCACAAUGUACAGACCUCGCAGGUUAGCAACAAUAACAACAAAAAACUGUUUAUUAGGAAAACAGUCUAUUGCAUACCGAUACAACAGCCUUACAGUAUAAUGUAAUAAUAAAUAUAAUAUUUACUUGUUUUCAUGUCUUUAAUCUUCUGCUCUAAAUUACUGACCGAUGUUAUUGAUGCGUAGAAAUAUUACAAGGUAUCAACAAGAAGUUAAUCAACCUCUGAGAAUGAACAAAUGUGUAAUUGUUUGUAAAAUAUAACUGUUGAAAUACAAUACUAACAAUUACCUUUAGACCCUAUAAAAUGUAUAUUUGUACAAUUAAUGAAGCUUCCCUACAUUUUCUCGGCUAUAUUAGAAAUUCUAUAAAUGUUAAAGGAAAUCAUAGUUCUUCAAAUUAAUUAUGAUAUUGAUUAUGAUAUUUAUUCAAAGGUUGAUAAAUGUUAUAGGAGCCCAUCGGCUCUGUUGCUGUUAGGUCUGUUAAACACUAGGUGGCAUCAGUCUUCUAACUCUGAGAGGCAGGUUGGGAUUUCAGUGCUGUCAAACCAAAUAAUUGCAUCAUUCUCAGACAUUAAUUCACAUGAUAUGUUUAAUAAUGAAUCUUUCAUUCCUGAUGUGUUAUUAUGAUAUAGGUUGAUUGUAGGAGCCAUUUUCUGGCAGUAAAUUGCUGAAUAACAUAAUUAUAAUUCUAUAUUCUACAUAUAAAUUAAAAAAUAACUAUUCUGGACUGUGACAAACAUUUCUGGAUUUAAAUAGGUGUUUACUGUUUAUUGUGGACUGUCCAUCUUAAAAUGUAUUAUGUUGUGACCUUAUUAAAAACACUAACAUGC